Molecule: messenger RNA, 944 nt
Organism: Rhododendron vialii
Lineage: Eukaryota; Viridiplantae; Streptophyta; Magnoliopsida; Ericales; Ericaceae
Product: short-chain dehydrogenase ptmH-like
Exons: 3
Coding region: 60-887 (275 amino acids)
Cellular component (GO): endoplasmic reticulum
Source: RefSeq, a predicted model, not a curated record
AGCGUACAUCGCACGUGGGUCUUCUGUCGGUCUGUCUGUCUAUCUCGCGCGCGCGCACGAUGUUGGAUAAACAGGUGGUUCUGAUAACGGGCUGCUCCGCCGGCGGGAUAGGCAACGCCCUGGCACGGGCCUUCGCCGCCGAGAACUGCCUGGUGGUUGCGACCAGUCGGUCGCUGCCGUCCAUGGCGAACUUGGAACACGACAAGAGGUUCUUCCUUGAAGAGCUCGACGUUUCUUCCGACCAUGGUGUGAAAAAGGCUGUAUCUAAUGUCCUUGAAAAUUUUGGACGGAUUGAUAUACUCGUUAAUAACGCCGGCGUCCAUUGCGUGGGUCCACUUGCCGAGAUUCCGCUAUCUGCCAUUGAAACUACUUUCAAUACCAAUAUUUACGGGUCUCUGAGGUUGAUACAAGCUGUGGUUCCUCACAUGGCAAAUAGGAGGAAGGGGAUGAUUGUAAACAUGGGAAGUGUUGCCGCUUUAGCCCCUGGACCAUGGGGAGGUGCUUAUACUGCAUCUAAAGCUACUAUACAUGCACUAACUGAUACCUUGAGAUUGGAACUUGCCCCUUUUGGGAUCGAUGUUGUGAAUGUUGUCCCAGGAGCGAUAAAGUCAAACAUAGGAAAUUCUGCUAUUGCUAGCCACGAUCGUAUGCCCGAAUGGAAAUUGUACAAGAACUUUGAGGAAGCAAUUCGAGCAAGAGCUUACUUCUCACAGCGCUCAAAGUCCACCCCUUCUGAAGAGUUUGCAAAGAAGACAGUAGCAGCGUUGUUGAAAAAGAAUCCACCAUGUUGGUUCACUUAUGGCCAAUAUUCCACCGUAUUUGCAAUUUUGCACCAUAUGCCAAUAUUUGUUAAAGAUUUCGUUAUUAGAAAGGCAAUGAAAUGUUGAAAACUUCAUUUGUAUGUUAAGAUUUCUCGAUUUGGUAGACCAAUGUUUUCAACAAAA